AGGCGCAUUUCCGCCCAUCCCGCAGCGGCGGCGGCGGCGGCGGUGGCGGCGGUGGCGGCUGGGGCGAGGGGAAUGGUCCCCGGGUCGGAGGGCCCGGCCCGCGCCGGGGGCCUCGUGGCUGACGUGGUGUUUGUGAUUGAGGGCACGGCCAACCUGGGGCCUUACUUUGAAGGGCUGCGCAAGCACUACCUGCUUCCGGCCAUCGAGUAUUUUAAUGGUGGUCCUCCUGCCGAGACGGACUUCGGGGGCGACUAUGGGGGGACCCAGUACAGCCUCGUGGUGUUCAACACGGUGGACUGCGCUCCUGAGUCCUACGUACAGUGUCAUGCUCCCACCAGCAGCGCCUAUGAGUUUGUCACCUGGCUCGAUGGCAUUAAGUUCAUGGGCGGGGGCGGCGAGAGCUGCAGCCUCAUUGCAGAAGGCCUCAGCACGGCCCUGCAGCUCUUCGAUGACUUCAAGAAGAUGCGGGAGCAGAUCGGCCAGACACAUCGCGUCUGCCUCCUUAUCUGUAAUUCGCCCCCAUACCUGCUCCCGGCCGUCGAGAGCACCACGUACUCUGGGUACACGACGGAGAGUCUCGUGCAGAAGAUAGGGGAGCAAGGGAUCCACUUCUCCAUAGUGUCUCCCCGGAAGCUGCCUGCCCUGAGGCUGCUGUUCGAGAAGGCAGCUCCCCCUGCCUUGCUGGAGCCGCUGCAGCCGCCAACAGACGUGAGCCAGGACCCCCGGCACAUGGUGCUGGUGCGGGGGCUCGUGCUGCCGGUUGGGGGUGGUUCGGCCCCAGGCCCCCUCCAGCCAAAGCAGCCUGUCCCCCUGCCUCCAGCUGCACCCUCGGGCGCCUCGCUCUCAGCAGCCCCCCAGCAGCCUCUUCCCCCUGUCCCCCAGCAGUAUCAGGUCCCUGGGAACCUGAGUGCAGCUCAGGUGGCGGCCCAGAAUGCAGUGGAAGCCGCCAAGAACCAGAAGGCGGGGCUGGGCCCACGCUUCUCACCCAUUAACCCUCUGCAAGCCGCUCCAGGAGUGGGUCCCCCCUUCAGCCAGGCCCCGGCCCCUCCUCUGCCGCCGGGGCCCCCUGGCGCCCCCAAGCCACCCCCUGCUUCGCAGCCCAGCCUGGUCUCCACCGUGGCUCCUGGCCCAGGCCUGGCCCCCCCUGCACAACCUGGGGCACCGUCCAUGGCGGGCUCGGUGGCCCCUGGCGGGGUGAGCGGCCCUUCCCCGGCCCAGCUCGGGGCCCCGGCCCUUGGGGGGCAGCAGUCGGUCUCCAACAAACUCCUGGCCUGGAGCGGGGUCCUCGAGUGGCAGGAGAAGCCCAAACCUGCCUCCGUGGACGCCAACACCAAACUGACCCGGUCACUGCCGUGCCAGGUCUACGUGAAUCACGGCGAGAACUUGAAGACGGAGCAGUGGCCCCAGAAGCUGAUCAUGCAGCUUAUCCCGCAGCAGCUGCUGACCACCCUGGGCCCUUUGUUCCGGAACUCGAGGAUGGUGCAGUUCCACUUCACCAACAAGGACCUGGAGUCCCUGAAAGGCCUCUACCGCAUCAUGGGCAACGGCUUUGCCGGCUGCGUGCACUUCCCCCACACGGCCCCCUGCGAGGUGCGCGUGCUCAUGCUGCUCUACUCGUCCAAGAAGAAGAUCUUCAUGGGCCUCAUCCCCUACGACCAGAGCGGCUUCGUCAACGGCAUCCGGCAGGUCAUCACCAACCACAAGCAAGUCCAGCAGCAGAAGCUGGAGCAGCAGCGCGGGAUGGGGGCACAGCAGGCACCCCCUGGGCUGGGCCCCAUUCUGGAGGACCAGGCGAGACCCUCACAGAAUCUGCUCCAGCUCCGCCCACCACAGCCCCAGCCUCAGGGCACUAUGGGGGCCUCCGCAGCCUCAGGACAGCCCCAGCCCCAAGGUGCUGCCCAGGCCCCCCCAGGCGCCCCCCAAGGCCCUCCUGGAGCAGCCCCUGGCCCUCCCCCUCCUGGACCCAUCCUCCGGCCUCAGAACCCUGGGGCCAACCCCCAACUGCGGAGUCUCCUCCUCAACCCACCUCCGCCCCAGACUGGGGUGCCUGCACCCCAAGCCUCCCUCCACCACCUCCAGCCACCGGGGGCUUCUGCACUGUUGCCCCCACCACACCAGGGUCUGGGGCAACCCCAGCUGGGGCCCCCCCUCCUGCACCCACCGCCUGCCCAGUCCUGGCCCACACAGCUUCCCCCGAGAGCUCCACUGCCAGUGGCAAAACGAAAGAGAGACCGAGAGGGCCACGUGUUUCGAGAAAAAUGGGAGCGAGCGUAUUUCUUUGUGGAAGUGAAGAGCAUGCCUAUGUGUUUAAUAUGCAAAAAAAUCGUAUCUGUGUUGAAAGAGUACAACCUGAGACGUCAUUACGAAUCAAAGCACAGUAAGAGCUUCGACCAGUACACAGAACAGAUGCGAGACGCGAUCCUCAGUGAGCUGAAAAAGGGCCUCAAGGGUCAGUAGGGUUUGCUCCGGGAAGGACGCAGGUCCGAGAGGCAGUGUGGCUGCAGAGCGCAGUUCGAGUCUCGAGCACAGCACGGCCCGGGCGCGAAAGCCUCGCAGCGAUGGCGAGUUUGUAAAGGAGCGGGACAGCGGCUCCUGGACGGACGCGCCCGCCCGUUGACACUGUCCCUUCGGCCUGACGGGCGUUUGCACUGCGCCGUGAGUCGAAGAUGAAACCGGAAGAUUUACUAGUCCAGUCGCUUGAAAGAGUCGACUCCGUCGUGGCCUUCUCUGUCGUUGCUCAUGAACUCUGACCACCCAGUUAGCUUUACUUAUUUGUGGUAUGAAGAAUUUGGAUGCGACUGAAGAAGUCUGUGACACGGUGCCCAGGCAGGCCCGACACUGGGAGAUGGGCUAUUUUGGGUGUGUAUUGACAGAAAUACUCACACAGACUGGCGAGAAUUCCUAAGCACAGUCGCAGGCCGUCGUAGCUAACGAUCUGCGUCACAGGCGGCCUUGUCAGGACACCUCCGUCCCAGGAGGCAGCGCUCCGCGAGGACGCAAGUCAACUCGUUGCCUCGAUCGCCAGGAGUUGAAUUGUGUUCAGAAGGAACACAGAACACACCGCGGACGUCCUCGGCACGCUCCUGCGCUUCAACCACGGGCAGGUGGACAGUGACCUUGACCCAAUGUUAUUUGACAGAAGCUCUGUGACCUGGUCAUCACGUGAUGGUGUGGAAGGGAUCCGCAUUGUUGAAAUCUGUCGACUUGGUUCAUCUGCAAUGAGACAGAAGCCACACCUGGUUCCCCUGAGAAGGUCGGUCAAAGACUUUUGGUCGAGGCUACAACCCCCCACCCCCACCCUCCGAACACUAGUUCUCUGCAAAGAC
Molecule: messenger RNA, 3326 nt
Organism: Lutra lutra (Eurasian river otter)
Lineage: Eukaryota; Metazoa; Chordata; Mammalia; Carnivora; Mustelidae
Gene: MED25
Product: mediator complex subunit 25
Exons: 18
Coding region: 73-2457 (794 amino acids)
Biological process (GO): positive regulation of transcription by RNA polymerase II
Cellular component (GO): mediator complex; transcription regulator complex
Source: RefSeq, a predicted model, not a curated record